Messenger RNA from Hirsutella rhossiliensis, 1200 nucleotides. Its product is annotated as DEAD/DEAH box helicase domain-containing protein. The coding region runs from base 1 to 1200 and encodes 399 amino acids. Gene Ontology annotation, molecular function: RNA helicase activity; mRNA binding; ATP binding. The transcript is spliced from 3 exons. The record is from RefSeq and is a predicted model, not a curated record. Gene Ontology annotation, cellular component: nucleolus; catalytic step 2 spliceosome. Lineage: Eukaryota; Fungi; Ascomycota; Sordariomycetes; Hypocreales; Ophiocordycipitaceae.
AUGGCUGAAGGCAUCGACCGCAAGGCGGAUGAGCGGAUGGAGUUCUCCACCUCAAAGGAGGUGACAGUCCAUCCGACCUUCGAAUCCAUGUCACUGAAAGACAAUCUCAUUCGUGGUGUCUACGGCUACGGCUACGAGACGCCUUCUGCUGUGCAGUCCCGGGCCAUUGUGCAAAUCUGCAAGGGACGCGAUACCAUCGCACAAGCCCAGUCGGGUACCGGCAAGACGGCAACCUUUUCCAUCAGCAUGCUGCAGGUCAUCGACACGGCUGUGCGCGAGACGCAGGCCUUGGUGCUAUCGCCUACUCGCGAGCUGGCGACUCAGAUCCAGUCCGUCGUCAUGGCACUGGGAGAGUACAUGAACGUUCAAUGCCACGCGUGCAUAGGAGGCACCAACGUGGGCGAGGACAUUCGCAAGCUCGACUACGGGCAGCACAUUGUGUCUGGCACGCCUGGUCGUGUCGCUGAUAUGAUCAGGCGACGCCACCUGCGGACCAGACACAUCAAGAUGCUUGUGCUGGACGAGGCCGACGAGCUGCUCAACAAGGGAUUCCGCGAGCAAAUCUAUGACGUCUAUCGCUACCUCCCACCCGCGACCCAGGUGGUGGUCGUCAGCGCCACUCUGCCCUACGACGUGCUCGACAUGACGACAAAGUUCAUGACCGACCCGGUGCGCAUCCUCGUCAAGCGUGACGAGCUGACCCUCGAAGGCCUGAAGCAGUACUUUAUUGCUGUGGAGAGGGAAGACUGGAAGUUUGACACGCUCUGUGACCUAUACGAUACCCUGACCAUCACGCAAGCCGUCAUUUUCUGCAACACGCGUCGCAAGGUGGACUGGCUCACGGACAAGAUGCGUGAGGCCAACUUCACCGUCAGCAGCAUGCACGGCGAUAUGCCGCAGAAGGAGCGAGAUAGCAUCAUGCACGACUUCCGACAGGGUAACAGCCGCGUUCUGAUUUCGACUGAUGUCUGGGCUCGCGGCAUCGAUGUGCAGCAAGUCAGCCUGGUCAUCAACUACGACUUGCCCAGCAACCGAGAAAACUACAUCCACCGCAUCGGUAGAAGCGGGCGCUUUGGCCGCAAGGGUGUUGCAAUCAACUUUGUCACCAGCGAGGACGUGCGCAUUUUGCGAGAUAUCGAACUAUACUAUUCGACUCAGAUUGAUGAAAUGCCUAUGAAUGUCGCCGAUCUUAUCGCUUAG